AAAAACCGAGACAGAUGCCGAUUCUUUUUCUGCUGUAUCACAAUGUGACCUCUCUCUCCCUCUCUCUCUCUAUGCAACUACAUGAUUAUUUUUUUCUUGGAACUAGCCAUGUUUUAUCAAUAUACAAUUGCAAGAUAGAUCAGGCUUUUAAUUUUUAUUCAUAAUUUUGAAGCAAAAGCGAAAAACAUCAAAGAACCCAUUUGGCCAUUUACAGAAGGCUUUGUUUCUCACCUACAUCUCUCUGUUGAGAGGUUUAAUGGAGAGGACAAUGAAUAUUUUAGCCUCCAAAACACCAUACAGAAGCAGAGGCUUCUGUGUGAGGAUUAGGUUUUUGCACAACACCAGACACGGCAGAAACCCAGAGAAGAGUUUUUGUUACAUAUCUUUCAAAUGGGUUCUUUGGUUUUCUCUUGCAUUUUACCUCUUUUCGUCUUUCUUUAUCACCCAAACCAAACCCACCCCCACCUUUAUUUCGAAAGCCACUGUUUUUCCUUCCAAAGCCAGUCGUGCUCUCAUUGAAGAAUUGACUCUGAAGCCCAAAAGCCCAGAAGGUUUAUUGAAGGGGAUGAAGGUGUAUAUUUACGAUUUACCAUCAGAAUAUAACAGUUAUUGGCUUUCAAAUGAGCGGUGCAGCAACCAUUGGUUUGCAUCGGAGGUGGCUAUUCACAAAGCAUUGAUGAACAGCGAUGUAAGAACAUUGGAUCCAUGGGAUGCUGACUUUUUCUUUGUGCCUGUUUACGUGUCGUGCAAUUUUAGCAGAGUCAAUGGCUUCCCGGACAUUGGUCAUGCACGUCCUCUUCUAGCCUCCGCCGUGCAGCACAUUUCGUCUCAGCUUCCGUUUUGGAAGCGCAGCCUUGGCUCUGACCAUAUUUUCGUUGCAUCCCAUGAUUUUGGUUCUUGUUUUCACACCAUGGAGGAUAUGGCAAUGGCUGAUAGUGUGCCAGAGUUUUUGAGGAAUUCAAUAAUAUUGCAAACUUUUGGAGUCAAUUAUAAGCACCCAUGUCAAGAAGUGGAGAAUGUGGUGAUUCCUCCGUAUGUUUCACCGGAAAAUGUACGCUCCACCCUGGAGAAAUCGCCGUUGACGGACCGGCGUAAAAUUUUUGCGUUCUUUAGGGGUAAAAUUGAGGUCCACCCUAAAAAUAUCAGUGGUCGUUUUUAUAGCAAGCGAGUGAGGACAAUGAUAUUACAGAAAUAUGGCAAUAACCGGAGAUUUUACUUAAGAAGACACAGAUUAGCUGGUUACCAGUUAGAGAUUGCAAAUUCAAUCUUUUGUUUGGCGCCAUUAGGGUGGGCCCCUUGGAGUCCAAGACUUGUAGAAUCCGUGGUCCUCGGAUGUGUUCCGGUCAUUAUUUCGGAUGGUAUCCGUUUACCAUUCCCCUCCGCCAUACCAUGGGCGGAGAUAUCCCUUACGGCGGCGGAGAAGGACGUGAAAAAGUUGGGAAAAAUCCUUGAACAUGUCGCAGCCACCAAUCUCACAACAAUACAGAAAAACCUGUGGGACCCGAAUGUUAGGAAGGCCCUACUUUUCAACAAUCCAAUGGGAGAAGGCGACGCUACAUUCCAAGUUCUUGUUGCCCUAUCGGAGAAGCUAGACAGGUCCCACAAGAGGUCAAAGGUUUCGAGCCAAUGAAAUUACGAAACAUGGCAGGUUUUGAUUGGGUGCAAUAGGCUGCCAGAUUGAGGUCCCCUUUUUUUGACGUGGACGGUAAGGCUGUGUACAGUGACAGCUGUGAAUUAUUGAAUUGCUCACAAAAUGUGGGACCCGAUAUUUAUUUUCAAUGUUGCCACGUAGGAUCUUGCUGCUGAGUUGGCUUGAUGUGAUCGGAUUGUUCCUCUUUUGGCCCGAGGGGACACAGUUUAAUGUUGAGCAUGUGAAGAGGAAUGGUUUAUUGGUGAAAAUUAAAAUUGUACAUUUAAGGGAAGGGAGGUCCAUAUGAGUGCAGCUAAUUUAUUAUUGGAGUA
Molecule: messenger RNA, 1962 nt
Organism: Olea europaea var. sylvestris
Lineage: Eukaryota; Viridiplantae; Streptophyta; Magnoliopsida; Lamiales; Oleaceae
Product: probable glucuronoxylan glucuronosyltransferase IRX7
Exons: 4
Coding region: 257-1630 (457 amino acids)
Molecular function (GO): glycosyltransferase activity
Source: RefSeq, a predicted model, not a curated record